Racocetra persica is the source of this 8237-nucleotide messenger RNA. The record is from the annotation of a GenBank genome assembly. Lineage: Eukaryota; Fungi; Glomeromycota; Glomeromycetes; Diversisporales; Gigasporaceae.
GUUUUAAUCAGGACAUAACAAAAAUUUUAUUUGAUGUGGAAAUAACAAAUGGAAGAAUUGUUAUGUCUCCACAAGUAUCUCAAACAUUAGGGACUUUUCUUACUGAAUACAGUAAAGACUUUUUCCAGGUUAAUAGUUUUAGCGUGGAUGGGAAUUUUCAAUAUUACAGCUUUAUUCAUCCAAAUCAUGUAGAAUCGUUGUCUAUGACUAUAAAGGGAAAGGAGGCUAAUUUAAAAUUAUUUGGUUUUGUCAUUCGUUAUUUCAUAAUCUUGCAAAUGAAUUAUGCAGGAAACUACAUAAAUUUUUGCGAAUUGAAGGAAUAUGUUACUUUACAUGAUCCAAAAAAUGCGACUGGUACAAUAAAACGUCCAGCACAAUGCAUAAAGCCUCCUGCGGAUCCUUAUGAAAUUUAUUUAACGUUUAUCAUUGAAGAUGGUACUUUGGUGCUUCCUGAAAAUUUGUAUAAUGCUGAUGAGCAGUCUUCAAGAAUUCAUUUUCAUGAAUUGCAGUUGGAAUUAAGAAAUUUAGAUGUAUAUAUGGACUUUAAUGUAUACGCACAUCGUUUGUUCGGCCCUUUACCCAAAACUGCAACCUACGUUUGUAACUGGGAAAUAAACAUUGGAACAAUAUCUGGACAAUUAAAACCAUCAUUUUUACUGAGUAUUAAUUCUUUUGGAAAGGCGUUUUCAUACCAUCAUGUGGAUGAUGAAAACGCCUUGCCUCCGGAUUUUAUGAAUCCUCUUGAUGCAGAUGUGACAUUUUUAAAUUUAAAUAUUAAAGAGAUUGAUAUAUCUGUUUGGGGUGGAGAUAGUGUUUCCCAGAUUCUUCUUAAAGAAGGAUUAUGUGUCAAAUUUGAUGACCUUGCCAAUGAAAAGUUUACUCAAAGAGUAUUAAUUGACCUACCUGAUUUAGUAGUUAGAAGUUUAGCGAUGUCUGCCUCUGAUUUAAACAGUAUAUAUCACGUUAAGGAUGCUGAAAGUCAUCCUUUCGUGGAGGUCGCAAGUUUUGAAUGUGCGUUUAGUAUAUCUCUAUAUCGUACAAUGUUAGAUUGGCGACGGAGAUUAGCAAGUCAACAGGCACAUAUAAAAGAACAGGAUAAGGAAACUUUGAGAGUUCCAUUUCUUUAUGGAUACGAAAAUGACGACCAAAGUUCAUUAGAAUCUAAUAGCUACCAUUUUGGAUCCCUUUAUGUUCCACCAAUGCCAAUGCCGUUGCAUGAUGAUGCAGAUACUUAUUCUGUAUUAAAACAUGAAAGUGCCAAUUCUUCAAUGGUUGACCUUUCUGCAGUUCAAAAUCGAAAAAAUAUUAAGAAUAUGUUAAUAUUUGACCACCAUGGUGAUGACGACGAAUACGAUAUGUGGUUACGAACGGAUGAUGACAGCGUAUCUAUAAUUACUGGGUCAGGAGUUAGUGUAUCAAACACAUCGUUUGUUACUGCGUCAGAUGGCGACGAAAAUGAAAGUCUUAAUGAUAGCGAUAGCGAUAACACAACCAUUGGUCAUAAUACACCAGUCAUUAUUGAUGGAGAUUCAGAUAGUGACUAUUAUGUGAACAAAACAGAACUGUCUCCCGACGAAAACCGGUAUUCGAUGUCCCCACCUGUUGCCAAAUCUAUUCCAUAUGGAAGUUAUUUAAGACGAUAUAAACAGUCUCCAUUUAAGUCUUCCGCUACUCCAUUUAAUAGUUCAUUUCUUCAACCACCUCGUGUGUCAUUCACACCUGCAAGAGAUGAGGGGUUACUAUCUCCUGAUGAAAAAACUCCAAGUCACAAAUCAUCGCCCUUUUCAAAAUUAAUGAACGAAAGCACUAUUACAUCAUCUGAUGAUAUAGUUCCAGAUCAGUUACAAACUACUCAAGAUGAAGCUGAAGAAAAAACGACAAUUAUCUUUGAGGCCACUAAAACUGUAAAAGUGUUAUUAACUCCAAUUUUCUUGAAAAUUGUAGAAGAAUUUCUGGAAGCAAUUAAAAAAGAGGUUUGGAAUAUGGAUGCGAUGUUUGAUAAAAUGCAAAUGGAUUAUGUAGGAGAGCUCACAAAAUCAUUUCCCUUCAAAUUUUCGACCACAAGUCUUGGUUUAUCUGUUCAUAAAGUUCAUUUACACUUUAUACAAGAUGUAAUGCUUCCAGAUGAUUUAACAAAUGUAAAUGAUGAAUAUCCUAGUGUUAGAGCAAGAUAUGAUUUAACUAACACUACGUUAUGCGCUGCUGCAGACCUUGUUAUAGAUAAGAUUUUAAUGAACGGCCUUAUAAAAUUUCAAAAUAAAAAUUUUGAUAGUAAAGAAAAAUUAAAAAGUUUUGAACGACCUUUAAAACUUGUCGAAUCUGGUGCUGAUUUAGAUGUUAAUUCAUUAAGAUUAAAUGUACGUUUUGUUACUGGGUCAAAUUCCAUUGGUAUUUUUGGAAUUCCAGAGAAUAUACAUCAAUUUAAAGAACCUGGAUUUCUUUCAUCUGAACAGUUAAAUAAUGGUCCUGUUGUCUUAAAUAUUUCGUUAGAAAAACUUAAAUUAAAAUGGAACGGUUGUAUGAAAUCCAAUAAUUUUUCGAUUGAUUUGGAAAAUAUUUUUAGUUGUUUUAUUAAUCAAUCGCCUGAAAUUUUAACUGGAGCUAUAUACUGGUGGCUUGUAUUUGCUGAGGAUCUUUCAAGUUUAUUGAAAAAAUUUGAGUCACAUCGAAUUCGGCAAGUGCAAUUAUUAGUUCAUGAAGUUGCAAAAUACUCUAAAGAAGUAACUAGUGAUCCACAAUACUUAGCAACACCUUCUCACGUGCUUCGAUUAAGCGCGAAAAAUUUAAAAAAUGAUGAUGGAUGGAAAAUACUUGGUCGUCUCAGAUAUGUUAAGAAGCAAAUGAAUUUAGAUCAACUUGAAAAAUUGCAAGGAAUUUUGAAUUCUUCUGAUUAUCCAUCUGUGAAUCAAAAUGAUAUGUAUGACCAAGUGGUACAUGUUUUCUCACUGUGGAGGCAUUGGGAAAUGGAUAAUGUGUCAACUUGUCGACUUUUUACAGAUCUUUUUCAGCAACCAACAAAAGAUCCAAAUUCAUUGAAUGACUCUGUUGAAAUUAUUCUCCAAUUAGUAAAGGCAUCAUCUAAUCGCUUCAAAUUAAGAGUUGGAAAUGUUGCAGUAUCAGUAUGGGAAUCACAACGCGAAAAUUCUAUAGUAUUAGGACCCAUAGUGCUUGAUUGUGAGACCACAUACCGCGAAGAUAGUUUAUCAUCUUUCGUAAGCACAGAACCUGGAUCAUUUAGUACAACUUCAGGGCAAUCACAAGUUUUAAAUCCAAUAUUGGCUGGAGAUUUGAAUAUUAUUCUUCGAUUUGGCGUGGAACAGAUUGGUAUAGAUGUGAAUCCGGAUAUGCUAGCUUUUGCAAAACAUUGGCUUAAGGUGCAUCGAACCUUCAGAUCCAAAUUUGAAUCAUUGUCAAGUAAGGAACAACCAUCAACUUCGAUUGAAGUUAUCGCUUCUUCGUCAAAUGUACAUAAGCAUAAGCAAACUGGAUCAGUUGCUAGUAUGAACGAAAUAAAGCAUGUCAAGUUUAACGAUGUGAAACCAAAAGAUACACAAAUUAAAGAUUUAUUAUUAUCGCGACUAAAUAUCUAUAUUCAAGGGAUAAUGAUCAUUAAGAAAAUUUCAAUAACAGCUUCUGCCCAAAAAUUAAUCGCACGUACCCAAUUAAGUAAUAUUAGUAUUUCAGUUUGGUUACAUAAUCCAAAAGCUUUGAGUCCUUCUGAAAAGUUAGAACUGGAAAGUGUGUCAGUUAACAAAAGCACCGCACAUGCAGGAUCAAAAGCAAGUGGCAGUAGAGGUUCAAAAAGUUUGAUAUUUUCAGUUGUUGGAGGAAUCAAAAAUAUUUCAAUCAAUAUUAUAGAAAAGGCAUCCACUUCUUUUAGUCAAAACACUUUAUUAUCUAUUGAAUUUACACGUGUAGAUUCUAGUAUAGCUCUCAGUUCCCCAACUCUUAGUCGUCCGAAGAGCAAAAUAGAUGCAGAAUUACUUAAAGUACUAAACAUUUUUUUGACGCUUCAAUCAAUUUCCAUCAAAUUACCACAAAGUCUUCUCAAACUUUAUCACUUUGUUGAAGAAUGGCGAGAGGAAAAUUUACCUAGUUAUGACUUUUUAUAUAAAAACUUAAAAGAUGAACUUGAAGAACAACGAAAAAUACUUAGACCUCCAACACCACAUAAUAUUCGUUUUACUGAAAAAAAUGAGAAAAAAAAUAUUUUUGAUAUUAAAUUUCAAUUUUUGUUGAAAAAAGUUGUUUUACAAACUCAUUUACUUCCAUCUUUGCGUUUUCAUUAUGAUGCGUGGGAUUUUCUCAUGAUUUUGGAACAGAAAAAUUCCCCAUUUGGUGGAAAUUUGAUAAAAUAUCUUGGUCAAUUGGCAAAACAAGAGAUUCACUUUGUGACUCGUCAAAAAAAUCAGAAUAAAUCAAGUCAAGAUGAAAAGCCCAUUCUGGAGGAACAAGAUGAUCAAUUACAAAAAGGUAUAUUUACUAUACCAGCUAUAAGAGCAACUGGAAAAAUAAAACCGUUUGAACCUAAUAAAACCACUAGCAUAAUCAUCAAAAAGAACACUAGUCCUGUUGGAUCCGCUUCUAAUAUCUCGUUGGGGUCCACAUCGAGUAUUAUUCCAAAACAUUUAAAGUUGGAGUCAACAGUUACUUUAGAUUUUGUGCAAUUGAGUUUAAACGUGAAUAUAAUUGACAAUUUAUUAACAGCACAAUCACUCCUUGGAAAUGAGUUUAAUGAUAUUUUAGAUGUCUUUGUUUUUUCGUCAAAAAAACUAAAGGCACGUGAGGUUGCCUCCAAAGACAAGGGUUCCUCUUCAGUACAAAUGGAUCCACAUAAACAAGACAAAUUAUACUAUAAUCUCAAAAUAUCCCUUCGAGGCUUAAGAAUAUCAGCUGAGAGUCCUACCGCAGUUGGAUUAUUUGAAACAAACAUUCUAAAUGGACAUAUUACUAACAUACCUAUGCCCGAAGAUACCAAAUCAACCAAGAUUGAAUGGUUUUUCUCAGCGCAAAAAUUCUCGCUUUCGCUUAAUCAUAAUACUAGAAUUGGAGGACAGUCAACUACAAAUGAUGAUAUUAGGAAACAUCGGAUAGCAUAUAUUAUAAUUGAUUUAACAUUGCAAAAUUCUAAGAAUAAACAGUUAUUGCAAAAUCCAACAUUAAAAGACUCUAUGGAUAUUACAGAAUCAUACUUUCUAAAAUUAACUAAAGCAUAUGCUGUAAUGCAGCCUGUUGCAUUGGGUCGUCUUAUGGACGUAUAUGCGUAUUACAGUGGAGAAUUAGAACGUAGAAAAGAACUGAAAUCAUCAGAAAUGAAUAAACUGGCUGAAAGUACACGAAAAUUGUGGAAGUCACUUAAUAUAGAAAUGCCAAAAUAUAAAUCAAAGAGUAAAACUUUAUUAGAUGAGAAAGUGUUAUCGCUUGAAAUUAUGAAAUUUGCGGUAGCACUUCCAUUAGAUUUAAGUGAGAAUGUUAUUUCUACAACAAUGAACAAUUCUUCAGGUGAAUCAUCACUAGUAUCAGCAUUUAUCUUUUCCGCAUCUUCAAUGAAUUUCAUAACAAGAAAGUGGAAAUCUAAUCAUGCAACACUUAAAGAUUUAUGCUUUCAAUUUGUAACAGAAUUUGAUCAAAGGAAGGAAGAACUCUUUUCUUCCUACUUCCAUUCUAAAAUGAAUCGAGUUUAUUUUCCAGAAAUUUCAUGUGAAGGAUAUAGUUCUGGUACUAUGUACAAGAAAAAAUUUGACAUUCAGUCCCGAGUUGAAGGGUUUGAAAUGGACGUUGGAAGCAAUAUUGUUAAACAUAUAAAUUGCCUUGGUGAGAUUUACGCUGCAAGCCGAGAACGAUUAGAAACAUUUGCAGCAGAGGCAAAUUUGAAUUCGGGAUCUGAACAAAAGUCAGUAAAUGUUGAUAGUAAUAACAAUUUACAAAAGGAUACAAAUGUGAUUGAUUUAGAAUUUGAGGUCGCAUUUACUGCCAAGAGUGGUACAAUAAAAUUAUAUCCGAAAAGUUAUUUUUACAGAAAUCAUAGUAGAAAACCUACUGGAAGCAAAGUAUCCGAUAAGUCAAGAUCAAUUAGGGAGUCUCGUGGCAGCACCGCUUCACUUCCAAGGUUAAAUAUAGAUUCCAUUAAUUUUGAUGAUGUAACAAAACAUGAACAUGGAAUAGAUACUAUUAUUAUACCCGGCCUCAGCAUAAAUACGUUAUACAGAACAUUCUUGAGUGAAAAUAUAAUUCAUUUUAACGAAAAUGGUUCUUUAACAAGGCGUUUACAUGUUGAGCUUGUAAUUCAUCCAAGUUCAAAUAUAUUGUUUCCAUCCUUGGUGCCAUUUUUCAAGGACAUUAUUGACGGUCUCAAAAUAGGAGUUCAGCAAUCUAGUGACAAAAGAGCUAUUGCAGUUAAAGAAAGUGCAUCACCGAUUCAGGGCAUAAAUAUAACAUUUCAUUUCCGACUUUUACAUACCAAUUUUGAGUUAAGUUGUAAACCUAUUUCCAAAGUCUUUUGCUGCUUUAAUUGGGAAGAAGGAAACUUUCUUAUAUCCUCAAACAGUGCAGAAGAAAGUAGCCAGAGUGUUACAUGUGUUGGUAAAAUAAGUGGUGCUUCAGGAAAUAUUCGACAUGCUUUCUCACCUGAAGACUGUGUAAAAGCUGAAAUAAAAGAUAUCUCCUUUAAUGCAACAAUGAUGAGCAGGCGAAGUGAGAGCGUUUCUGAUGAUUCUAUAUCAAUUAUAGCGGAACUUCCUCAAAUUACCGCAGAUUUAAACAUUCGUUAUUUGCAGGAUCUGCUAGUUCUCAAGAUCAUAUGGUUGGAUCAAGCUGCAAAAUUAUACGAAGGAAUUCCCCAACAUUCACAGCAUUUAUCUCAACGUGUUAGUGGUGAUGUAAUAAAUAUUAAAAGGCAGCAUUCACCUUCACCAUCUCAAGAAGAAGAACCAAAAGUCAAACCAUAUUCAUUUUAUGCUUUUGUAAAAUUGGAUAGACUGGAUUUAUCCAGUGAUCUAGGUCAAGCAAUCGGAAAGGUUCUGUUCAAUACUCAAAAUAUUCAAGUUCGUACAAAGAAUAUACCGGGAGUUCAAAAAAGACUUAUUGCGUCCACGGACGUCCUUUAUGUUAAAUGUGAAGGACGUCUUAUUGGAUCAGCAAGCAUUGCAGGACUUAGUUUUUCCACUAUACUUGGAGUGCCACCACACUCAGAAGAGGAUGGUCAAACUUGCGUAACAAAUUUGGUAUUUAAAUCAGAAAGAAUUCAAUCAACAUUUGAAUAUGAAUUUCAAAAAAUCAUAGUGCUAGAUGUUGAUCCGAUGCAAUUCAAGCUUACAGAUAGUUGGGAAAUAGUGUCGCCGGAAAAUGCUUCAGUAUUAGUACACGCAGACAUAUCACUACGACAAAUUCAAGCAAUUGCUACCAUAAAAACAAUACCUACAAUUCUUCACAUGGUGAACAAACUUUUAGCAUUAGUUGAAGAAAAACAAUCAUCUGCUGCUAGUGCAAUUUUAGAUUCUAAAUUUAAUAGUUCAAAUAGUUCAAAUACCGAUACUUUACCACAUGAUUCAGGUUCUGAUAAAUUAUCACGAAAAAAAACUGAUAUAAUAAUGACUUUCAAAGAGGUAUUAGUUAGAGGGGUAACAGUUCACCCUAUUGGGAAGAUUACGAUUACAAUGGAUAAAGCAUAUUUUACAAUAUAUCCAAAUAACUUUUAUGAUUUGGAUUGUAUGCAGACGAAAUUUGAUGGCCUUUUUUUGGAUAUGAAUAAGUCCAUUAAAGAUGAACAAGUUCAUCGAGAACUUAAUGUGCGUCUCAAUAGCAUUGCAUUAUUAAAAAGUUUGUGCAAAAAGCUCAAACUCAAGGAUGAUAAUGAACUUACGCUUCAGAAAUGGUUUGAACAUGUUGAGGCAGCAUCUUCGAAGAAUAUAUUUACUCUUCCUAAUACAAAUUUAAUUAUGGACACUACACAAAAGGUGGGAAGUAACACUGUUGAUCAUAAAUUUGAAGUACAUUUUGGAGGAAAAGUAGAUAUUGCGUUAAAUUUUGGAUUAAUCAGAUAUCUUCAAGAAUUGUCAGCUUUAUAUAAAGAAUUAAUGAGAAAGAAUAGCACAGAUGUUCCAAAAUCACCUAACACACCUGGUACGUCUACGUCAUCUAACACAGGAAAUCAGCCACAAUCUCCAGCAAUAACACAAUCAGCACCGACUACAGAAUUACCAGUGUCGGAUAACGAAGAUUUAAAAGAAGCUAAGAAG